Messenger RNA from Syzygium oleosum, 2132 nucleotides. Its product is annotated as MLO-like protein 4. Gene Ontology annotation, cellular component: membrane. The transcript has 15 exons. NCBI's taxonomy places the organism in Eukaryota, Viridiplantae, Streptophyta, Magnoliopsida, Myrtales, Myrtaceae. The coding region runs from base 170 to 1867 and encodes 565 amino acids. The record is from RefSeq and is a predicted model, not a curated record. Gene Ontology annotation, biological process: defense response.
CUGCUCAGACCAACGACCCACCAUUAAUGUGACCUCUUAAAAGUUAAGACCUUUCUUGCUUCAGGCUGAGUCAAAGAGAGUGGGUGUCUCUUUCUUGUAUCAGUGGGCUUGAGUUCGUGUUUGGAGAUUUAAAAGAAAAGGGAAGAGUGAGUUUUGGGUUGGUGUUAAAAUGGGAGGAGAAGGGAGAUCGCUGGCUGAGACCCCAACAUAUUUGGUGGCGACCGUGGUCAGCGUCUUGGUUGCUCUGGGUUACUUCUUUCACGGCUCUCUGAAGAGGGUUGGAAAGUGGUUAGACAAGACUAAGAGGAAAUCUCUCUUUGCUGCUCUGGAGAAGAUUAAAGAAGAGCUUAUGCUUUUCGGGCUCCUGUCUCUGCUGAUGGGUCAUUGGAUAAAAUUUGUGGCAAAAAUCUGCAUCAAAUCCUCGGCCUUAAGCAGCCGGUUUUAUCCAUGUGCAAGAGAAGGUGACUUUAGAACCGGGGACCACAUUCUCUUUCCAAAUUCAGUUUAUCCGAAUAUCUCGAAGGAGCAGGUGAUUGCUGGGGAGCAUCAUUUCUGUCCUGAGGGUCAUGAAUCUUUUGCUUCAUACGAAAGUCUUGAGCAGCUUCACCGUUUCUUGUUUGUCCUGGCAACUGUCCAUGUUUCUUACAGCUUUGCAGCAAUUGCGCUUGCUAUGAUUAAGAUAUAUAGCUGGAAAAUAUGGGAAAACCAAGCAAAGACAAUGUCCAUCCAGAGAUUAGAAGGAGAAGCUUCCAAAGAUAUUAAAUUGAUGCGGCUAUCUACUUUCAUUAUUCACCACACAUCACAUCCAUGGAGCCAACACAAGCUUCUGGUUUGGCUGCUUUGCUUUAGUCGUCAAUUCUGGAGUUCGAUAAACCGGCCUGACUACAUGGCAUUGCGCUUGGGCUUCAUCACGACUCACGAACUCCCUCUAUCAUAUGACUUCCAUAAUUAUAUGCUCCGUAGCAUGGAGGAAGAAUUUCGAGAUAUUGCUGGGAUUAGCGUGCCUCUCUGGAUAUAUGCCAUUUUCUGCAUAUUCCUGGACUUCCAUGGAAGCAACAUCUAUUUUUGGAUUUCCUUCCUUCCAUCAAUUUUGAUCCUGCUGAUUGGUACCAAGCUUCACCAUGUCGUUGUGAAGUUGGCUGUUGAAAUCAUGGAUUCAUGUCCCCUGAAGGAAAAUCAUCAAUUUAAACUGAGGGAUGGGCUCUUCUGGUUUGGGAAGCCGCGGCUUCUUUUAUGGUUGAUACAGUUCAUAUCUUUUCAGAAUGCGUUUGAGAUGACAACUUUUAUCUGGUCCCUGUGGGAGAUAAGGGACACCACUUGUUUCAUGAAUAAUCGCAGCUUGCUGGUGAUCCGAUUAUCAUUCGGGUGGGGUUGUGUCUCAGUUCUGGUGUCUCAGUUCUGGUGUAGCUUCAUUACUUUCCCUCUAUAUGUCAUUGUUACACAGAUGGGUUCCAAAUUUAAGAAAUCGGUGAUCCCCGAAAGCGUGAGGACAUCGCUGCAUGGAUGGCGGAGGAGGGCCAAGGCCAAGCAAGGCUCAUCCACUCCUCUCCAUAGCGUGACCUCAGUCACAUCCCUGGAUUCCUUGGCGGAUGACAUGGACAAAUUUGAUGGCCUAGGCCACCACCAGAUCGGCAUCGAAGGAAGCUCUCUGGAUGCAGAAGAUACGUCGUUUUCACAUCAUGACGAGUCGGAGGAACAGAGUUUCAAGCCGGCCCUUAAAAAUGACGACACCCCAAGUCGACUUCAUUCAGGUCCUAUUUUCGACAUCUAUAGCAGUGAUGAGGACCGUGAUCUCGACAUACACAACGAUGCGAACGACGGGUCAUGCACACUUCCACCAUCCCAACAAUCUGAUAGUCAUUGUUAACAAUGAAUCUACAAAGGAGCAAAGAUUGCCACGAGGCAACACUGGAGCACAUCUUCAUGUUCACUGUGUACUCCAUGCAUGCUCAUAAUGUUCGGACACAUGCUGCGAGAUCACUUCAACACGCGAUGCCGAGAGGAUCGUACCGUGAAUAUAAUCUGUAGCUGCAUUGCUCGAACUGCUCUAGAUGGUGUUUGCUCGAGGUGUGAAAUCUAGCCAAAUUUGCAGCAUUCAUUAGCUAAUGUGGAAAAUUGUUUACCCGACCAAA